Messenger RNA from Priceomyces carsonii, 1881 nucleotides. RefSeq names its product GTPase-activating protein. The transcript has a single exon. Gene Ontology annotation, cellular component: cytosol; cytoplasm; nucleus. Gene Ontology annotation, biological process: small GTPase-mediated signal transduction; protein geranylgeranylation; vesicle-mediated transport. NCBI's taxonomy places the organism in Eukaryota, Fungi, Ascomycota, Pichiomycetes, Serinales, Debaryomycetaceae. Gene Ontology annotation, molecular function: GDP-dissociation inhibitor activity. Bases 1 to 1881 code for a protein of 626 amino acids. The record is from RefSeq and is a predicted model, not a curated record.
AUGGGCCCUUUACAUAGAACCGAAAGAAGAAAGUCUAUGGCUGAAAGAAGACCUAGUGUCUCGUACACACCACCGGUUAUUCCUCAUCUAGCAGGAUUGGAGAAGCCCCAGGACCAUAGUCUAAAAUUGGACCAGUGUGAUGUAUUAAUAAUGGGAACUGGACUUUCUGAAAGUGUAUUGGCGGCGGCACUUUCGUGGCAAGGUGUCGAGACUCUUCAUAUUGACAACAAGAGCUAUUACGGAGACCUGACCUCCACCUUAACAAUAGAUCAGUUGAAGAAAUGGUGCGUCGACGUUAAUCUGGGUCAGAUCCAGCACUUCCAGGAUGCACAAAUAUACAUUCCUGGGGGAAAGGCUACGAACAGAUUUCACAGCAAAGACUAUGGCGUAGAUUUGAGUCCUAAGAUUAUGUUUGCACGGUCUGAUCUCUUAUCUCUCUUAAUAAAAUCAAGAGUCUACAAAUACUUGGAAUUUCAAAGUUUGAGCAACUUUCAUGUCUUCGAGAAUGAUAGCUUUAGUAAGAAAAUUUCCAAUACUACAAAAGAACAUAUAUUCACAGAUCAAUCUCUUUCGUUAAUAACGAAAAGAUAUUUAAUGAAGUUUCUCAAAUUUACGCUCCAAGAUAAUAAUAAUCCAGAUAAAAAGAAAAUACUUUUGGAUAAUGCUAAAACACCGAUCCGUGACUUCUUGUCUAAUCAGUUUCAUUUGAACACUCCGCAGAUCAACGAGCUUGUGUUCUCAAUAGGUUUAUGCCCUAAAGAAACUACAAGAACCCCCGAAGGUUUGGCGAGAAUAAAAAGAUUUUUGACCUCCUUCGACGUUUAUGGUAACUUCCCUGUAAUGGUCCUGAAAUAUGGUGGUGCAGGAGAGAUAUCUCAAGGCUUUUGCAGAAGUGCUGCUGUUGCUGGUACAACAUACAAAUUGAACACGUCCUUGAUUGAUUUUGAUCCUCAGCUGAAGAUUGCAAAGUUUAACGAUGGAAGUGUGGUUAAGAUCAAUGAAAAAAUCGUGUUAUCUCCUACCCAGAUUCCCAAAUUUUUACAAUCAGGGUACAACGAAUUAGUUGAAAAGUUGAAGCUUUAUUAUAUAACCAGGUUGAUUACGAUUGUAAGAAAAGAUUGUAAAGAAUGGAUCGCAGAACAUGAGUCAUCUGCUGUGGUUGUUUUCCCUCCUCAUUCACUUCCAACUGAUAAUCAGCAAGGUGUUCAAGUAAUAAUACAGAAUGGAGAAUCUGAUGUGUGCCCUAAAGGACAGUCGAUUUGGUAUUCACAUACUACGGAACAGGAUUUGGCGAAGGCGAAAAUAGAUUUGGAGAGCGCAUUCAAGAAAAUGGAGUAUUCAAUCUUGCGUGAGUCAUCCUCAGAUUUGGAUGACGUAUUAGAGGACCAAGAGUUCGCUAUUGGCGAGCAGGGAACUCCAGUUGUUACUAAUUCUUUUAAAUUGGGCCAAUCUUUACAAAAUUUUGUUCCACGGGAAACCUUGGAUAUUGUUUGCAAAUUGGGAUAUGUUCAGUCUACUUACAUUAAGCCUGAUUUAUCCAACAUUAUCUCUCCGAAGGAUUCGAGCAAUGUUUCUCUAGCAACAUUGCCAGAUGCAGAGGAUAUUAUAUUUUCAAAUAUGCCAUCAUCUGAAAUCACAUACGAUGGUAUUGUUGGAGAAGCAAAAAUACUUUUUUCAAGAAUAACAGGCUCUAACGACGAUUUCUUUGAUGUUGAUUUUGAAGAUGAUGACGACGACUAUAAUCAAGGAUCUACAGCAAAUACUUCAGGAGUGACUGGAGUAGCUCGUAAUGGAAGCGUUGCCCUGUCUGAUGAUGAAAACGCUAUCAUGGACAGCGACGAUGAUCAUAAACCUUUUGCGGCCGACGAAAUGGAAUUGUGA